UACCUUCACCUGAAGAUGGAGGCCUCUGAUACCCCUGUUGCUGCCCCCACCCCCUCCACCUCAAGCCAGCCAAUCCCCCGCUCUGCCUCAGUGUCAUGCCAUGUCUCUCGCACAUCAGGGGGCAAAAAGCAAAAGCGGACCCCCUUGUAUCAGCGAUCUAUGAGUUUUGACCCCAGUCUGCUGCAUAAUAAUGGCCAUGGUGGCUUUGCCAAUGGAACGAGCAUGGGAAUUCGUGAGACCGGAGUGGUUGAAAAGCUGCUAGCAUCAUACGGCUUCAUUCAGUGCUCUGAGAGACAGGCCCGCCUCUUCUUCCACUGCUCUCAGUACAACGGCAACCUGCAGGAGCUUAAGAUCGGAGAUGAUGUGGAGUUUGAGGUGUCGUCUGAUAGACGCACUGGCAAACCAAUUGCGGUGAAGCUGGUAAAAAUCAAGGCAGAAAUGUUGCCAGAAGAACGAAUUUCUGGGCAGGUAGUGUCAGCUAUCCCUUCUCACUUGGAUGGGAAAUCUGCACCGGGCCAAGUGCCCACAGGCAGUGUGUGUUAUGAGAGGAAUGGGGAAGUGUUUUAUUUGACCUACACCCCUGAGGAUGUUGAAGGAAAUGUUACUUUAGAUACUGGAGAUAAAGUCAGUUUUUAUAUGGAGACCAACAAGCAUACUGGUGCUGUUAGUGCUCACAACAUUGUAUUGGUAAAGAAGAAACAGUCAAGAUGUCAGGGAGUUGUUUGUGCUACCAAGGAGGCCUUUGGAUUCAUUGAAAGAGGGGAUGUUGUGAAGGAGAUCUUCUUCCACUACAGUGAGUUUAAAGGAGAUCUGGAGGCUCUACAAGCUGGAGAUGAUGUGGAAUUCACCAUUAAAGAAAGAAAUGGCAAGGAAGUGGCCACAGAUGUGAGACUGUUGCCUCAGGGCACUGUUAUAUUUGAGGACAUCAGUAUUGAGACCUUCGAGGGUACUGUCACCAAGGUUAUUCCCAAGGUCCCCACCAAGAAUCAGAACGACCCGCUGCCUGGGCGAAUCAGUGCCAGAAUUAAUUUCACUGACAAAGAGCUGCUAUUCGGGGAGAAGGACACCAAGUCCAAAGUGACGCUGCUGGAGGGCGACCAUGUCCAGUUCAAUAUAUCCACCGACCGUCGGGACAAACUGGAGAGAGCGACAAAUAUCGACAUCCUCCCUGACACCUUUCAUUUCACAAAGGAGACCCGCGAAAUGGGUGUGAUAGCUGCCAUGCGGGAUGGUUUUGGCUUCAUUAAAUGUGUGGACCGUGAUGCCCGAAUGUUCUUCCAUUUCAGCGAGGUUCUGGAAGAGAGCCAACUGCACAUUUCUGAUGAAGUGGAAUUCACUGUUGUCCCUGACAUGCUGUCAGCCCAAAGGAACCAUGCCGUGAGGAUCAAAAAGCUGCCCAAGGGCACAGUGUCGUUCCACACUCAAUCUGAGCUGCGUUUUAUGGGGGUGGUAGAGAAAGAAGCCAUGCCUGCUACCACCAACAAGAACUCCAGUCCCAGCAAGGCCAAAGAAAAGGAUGCAGAGGAAGGAUUGAUUGCGUAUGAAGACAGUGGUGUGAAGAACACUCUUCCCUACUAUAUUAAAGACCUGGAGGGAGGUGCUUACCCACAGCUUGGAGACAAGGUGGAGUUCUCCAUCAGUGAGGUGAAACGCACUGGACAGCAAAGUGCUGUGUCCCUCAAGAUCCUUAAUCGUGCUGUUGGCACCAAGAGGCUUCUGGGAUACAUAGCAACACUGAAAGAUAACUUUGGCUUCAUAGAAACAGCCAAUCAUGAUCAGGAGAUCUUCUUCCACUACAGUGAGGUAUGUGGGGAUGUGGAUAACAUGGACCUGGGGGAUACAGUGGAGUACACUCUGUCCAAGGGCAAAGGAAAUAAAAUCAGUGCUGAGAAGGUCACCAAAGUUGCAGCUGUGAAUGGAGUAGGAGAAGAUGUGAGUACUACAGUGUUCCUGGGGAAAGUUGUUCGGCCCUUGCGCAGUGUGGACCCCUCUCAGACUGAUUAUCAAGGCCUUAUUGAGAUCACAGAGGAAGGAGCCAAUAAGGGUCAGAGUUAUCCAUUUGGCAUCGUUGGUAUGGCUAAUAAAGGUGACUGCCUGCAAAAGGGUGAGAUGGUGAAGUUUCAGUUGUGUACAGUGGCCCAGACAGGACAAAAGAUGGCCUGCAACAUUGUGCCUCAGCGUAGAGCCCUGGUGGAGUGCGUCAAAGAUCAGUUUGGUUUCAUUACAUACGAAGUUGGUGAGAGCAAGAAGCUGUUUUUCCAUGUUAAGGAGGUGCAGGAUGGUCUGGAGCUCCAGGCUGGUGAUGAAGUGGAGUUUUCAGUCAUCCUGAACCAACGCACAGGCAAAUGCAGUGCCUGCAAUGUUCGCAGAGUCAGUGAGGGUCCAAAACAAGUAGCUACACCUCGACCUGACAGACUGGUCAAUCGCUUGAAGAGCAUCACUCUUGAUGACACCAAUGCCCCCCGUCUUGUCAUUAUCAGACAGCCUCGUGGCCCAGACAAUUCAAAGGGCUUCAAUGUUGAGAGGAAAUCCCGCCAGCCUGGCGUUACUGACUGAGUACUGUUCGCCCCUCUCUUCCGCCUCCUCACCACUAUGGAAGAAACAUCUUGAAGAAAAGCAAUCAGACAGAGGACAGAGGAAGGGAUUUGUGUGUCUAUCUCGCUCGCUCUCAUUUUAUCCCUCUCACCCAUAAACACAAUUCACAGAGUAACAAACACAUCAAGACUUGAAAAUUAGCACACACAAGUCCCUUCCUUUGUCACAGGAUCCCUUGCAAAAAAAAAAAUCUCAUCUCAUUGUCUUCAUUGUAUGUGUGACAUUUUUGUGUGGUUGUAAUUCGAGCAGAACCCCUCGUGUUGUAUGAGUGUGUGCGUGUGGUAUGCAUCACAUGUUUGGGAAAAGUUAACUUGUAAGGUUAUGCAGAGGAAAUGAGGGGAAAUAAGGGGUUUGUAGUUUUCACAUCUUCAGAUGGAGAUGUGGGAACUGUUCGGCCCAUUUUUUUCGUUUCUGCUGAAAUCGAAAUGCCAGGAAUUCUGCACCUGCUGCUGUGUGAGUGAAUUAUUGUUUUAGAGUAGCUUUGCCUGUCUGUAUUUUGACCUCCGUUAUAUAUACUUUAUUCUUCCUGUAUCACUUGAAUUCCCAUGUUGAGUUUCUCACCCAGGUGAAGUCGAGGUAUUGCUGGGCUCUUUCUGCUGAGAAAUAAAAUAUGACUAAGGUUCUUUUCACUCACCUUUUCCAUACCAAUUCCAUAGGUUUUAACAUGGAUCUGAAAACUUAAUAAAUUUUCUCUGCGCUCGGAACCUGCUUGUGUAUGGUUUUUGAUGUGUAAAUUACUAUUUUUGAUUAUUUUCAAAUUAAAGGAGCCUUUUUUAAUUCCUGUCCUGAUUUCACAAGCUCAAUUUGUUUAUGGGCAAGUGCAGAAUUCCUAAUGGCAUCUUGUAGCCUGCGGUCCUUUUUAUAUAGCUCUCUUUCUUUGCACAUGUACUUUUCUUUUUUUUCCUUUGAGUUCUAUUUAAUGUCUGCUAAUGAAUAAAUUAAUAAAGGAAAAAGGUGCCUAAAAACAAACAAAACAUAAAAAUUCAAAGAAAAAAAAAAUUGGUGUCUCUAUCCUCAAACAGCCACCAAAAUAUAAGAGCAAGUGUAGGGUGGCUUUUUUUUUUGUUUGUUU
Labeo rohita (rohu) is the source of this 3667-nucleotide messenger RNA. RefSeq names its product cold shock domain containing E1, RNA-binding (gene csde1). Gene Ontology annotation, molecular function: nucleic acid binding. The record is from RefSeq and is a predicted model, not a curated record. NCBI's taxonomy places the organism in Eukaryota, Metazoa, Chordata, Actinopteri, Cypriniformes, Cyprinidae.